Molecule: messenger RNA, 1568 nt
Organism: Monodelphis domestica (gray short-tailed opossum)
Lineage: Eukaryota; Metazoa; Chordata; Mammalia; Didelphimorphia; Didelphidae
Product: olfactory receptor 7C1
Biological process (GO): G protein-coupled receptor signaling pathway
Cellular component (GO): membrane
Molecular function (GO): G protein-coupled receptor activity; olfactory receptor activity
Source: RefSeq, a predicted model, not a curated record
GGUAGGUAAAUUGGAUCAUAAGUAGAUUAAGAAUAAUAAAGAACAUUCUAUAUAAGGAAGAGACAUAGUCAGAAUCUGUAGUUCCUAGGCUUAUAGUGUUAGAAUUGGAAGGAACCUAAGAGGCCAUCUAUUCCCUACUCCUCAUUUUGCAAGUGAAGAAUCUGAUGCUUAGAUGAAGUGAUUUGCCCUAGAUCUCAAAUCUCCCAUAUCUCAAAUAUAUACUGUGCAGAGCUGGAUUUAGUAUGGAUCUUUUGAUUCCAAACUUGGUACUCUGGCUAUUGCACCUACCUCCCAAAGACAGGGUGGAGUAACAUACAAUUGGAAGGGACCAGCUGUUCCUACCCUUUUAGCAAAUGAAGAUACCAAAUCUUGGAAAGGGAACAUGAAGAACCUAAUUUUGCACAGGUGGUAAAUGGUAGAGUUGGAACUCCAAUUCAUGGACUUCCUAAUUGAAGUUCUGAAUUCUUUCCUCUCUAUAAAGAAUGAUUGUAUUUCCUAUUUCACUUUCUUCCUCAUCUCUUUUCUGACAGACAAAUUACCUACAUGGGACCAGGAAAUCAAACAUGCGUCUCUGAAUUCUUCCUCCUGGGAUUUUCUGAGAAGUCAGAGCAUCAGUUACCUCUCUUUGGGCUGUUCCUGGGCAUGUAUAUUGUCACCUUGUUUGGGAAUCUGCUUAUUAUGCUGGCUAUUGGCUCUGAUUCCCAUCUUCACACACCCAUGUACUUUUUCCUUUCUAAUCUGUCCUUGGUGGAUCUUUGUCUGGUGUCCACUACAAUCCCCAAGAUGUUGGCAAACAUCCUGAUACACAGUAAGGCCAUCUCCUAUGCUGGCUGCCUCACACAGAUGUAUUUCUUUCUAAUCUUUGCUUGUAUGGACAAUUUCCUUCUUUCUGUGAUGGCUUAUGAUCGCUUUGUGGCUAUCUGUCAUCCUUUGCGCUAUGUAGCCAUCAUGAACCCACAGCUUUGUGGCCUAUUGGUUCUGAUCUCCUGGGCUCUUAGUCUUUUAAUUUCUCUCCUUCACAAUCUCAUGGUGAUGCAUCUCUCUUUCUGUAAAGACCAUGAAAUCCCAAACUUCUUCUGUGAUCUUACUCAGAUUCUGAAGCUCUCUUGUUCUGAAACCCUCACCAACAACAUUUUGGUUUAUUUUACAACCGGCCUCUUGGGUAUUGUCUCUGUCACAGGGAUUCUUACUUCCUAUACUCAGAUCUGUUCAUCUAUUUUGAAAAUCCCAUCUGCUGGGGGGAAGUAUAAAGCUUUUAUUACCUGUGGGUCUCACCUCUGUGUUGUUUCAUUAUUCUAUAGCACAGUUUUUGGAGUAUAUAUGACCUCCUCAGCUACCCAUUCUUCUUGGAAGAGCAUGGUUGCCUCAGUGAUGUACGCCGUGGUAACCCCCAUGUUGAAUCCCUUUAUCUAUAGCCUGAGGAACAAGGACAUAAAGGAUGCCUUAAAGAAAUUCAUUAGCAGAUCUUCCUCCUCUCAAUGAAAGACCAUAGUACUGGGUCUAGGAAUGUGACUCUGAAAGCUGAGACCAAAUACCCAAAUGAGAAGUUCAAAACUCUCCAGGGUUCU